This is a messenger RNA of Acanthisitta chloris (rifleman), 1203 nucleotides long. RefSeq names its product CDK2-associated, cullin domain 1 (gene CACUL1). The transcript has 8 exons. Gene Ontology annotation, biological process: ubiquitin-dependent protein catabolic process. NCBI's taxonomy places the organism in Eukaryota, Metazoa, Chordata, Aves, Passeriformes, Acanthisittidae. The annotation marks the transcript as partial. The record is from RefSeq and is a predicted model, not a curated record. Gene Ontology annotation, molecular function: ubiquitin protein ligase binding.
UAAUGAAUGUUAUAACAAUUGAAGACUAUAAGAGCACAUAUUGGCCAAAGUUGGACAGUGCCAUAGAUCAACUUUUAACUCAGAGUCCUGGUGACUACAUCCCUAUCUCCUAUGAACAAAUAUACAGUUGUGUGUAUAAGUGUGUAUGCCAGCAGCAUUCGGAACAGAUGUAUAGUGACCUAAUAAAAAAGAUAACUAACCACUUAGAGAGAGUCUCAAAGGAGCUGCAGGCCAGCCCUCCAGAUCUCUAUAUUGAAAGAUUUAACGUAGCUCUUGGACAGUAUAUGGGAGCAUUGCAGAGCAUUGUGCCUCUUUUCAUAUAUAUGAAUAAAUUUUACAUAGAAACCAAGCUUAACAGAGACUUAAAAGAUGACCUUAUAAAGCUGUUUACGGAACAUGUUGCAGAAAAGCACAUUUACAACCUAAUGCCUUUACUCUUGGAAGCUCAGUCAACACCGUUUCAAAUAACUCCUUCAACCAUGGCAAAUAUUGUGAAAGGCCUAUAUACACUACGACCAGAAUGGGUACAGAUGGCACCAGCUUUAUUUUCUAAGUUCAUCCCAAAUAUUCUUCCCCCUGCUGUGGAAUCUGAGCUUCAGGAAUAUGCUGCUCAAGACCAGAAACUUCAAAGAGAGCUUAUUCAGAAUGGAUUUACUAGAGGUGACCAGUCACGCAAGAGAGCUGGAGAAGAGUUAACUUACAAUGGCUCAUCAGCUUGUGCAAGUUCCAGGGGGUACAGAUAGUGAAUAUACUGGAUCAGCUUCUAUUCCUAGCCAGAACAGACACUGGAGGAGCACAGAUGGUAUCUGGAGCCUCCUUUGGCAACUGCUGAUACUCAAGCUCUGACACGAACUAUGCCUCGAAGAAGAGUUUUGGACUUUCUUCUUUAUGUAAUGAAAUGUCAGUUGCUGCUACAGUUGGGAUGACUUUGAAAGACAUGAUUUCUUGGUCUAGCCUAUCAAAAAGCUCUGCGAUUUUUAUGAGUAAUGCACCUUGAAAAACAAUCCUUUCAAAGUGGAAAUGAGCAGCCGAAAGCAGCAGCUUCCAAAAGUGAUAGAAUGGAAGAAUCCUUUUUGCACUCUUUUCUUAAUAUUAAGGACAUUCUUAAAACUAGUUAACACAUCAGUGUAUUAGUUUUUGAACUUCAAGUUAUUUUCUGGAGCUUCUACUUAAAUAAUAAGAAUAAAGUUUCAUUAUUUUGCA